Messenger RNA from Fusarium subglutinans, 1602 nucleotides. Its product is annotated as amyloid beta binding 1. Gene Ontology annotation, biological process: protein neddylation. The record is from RefSeq and is a predicted model, not a curated record. The transcript has 4 exons. The coding region runs from base 1 to 1602 and encodes 533 amino acids. Gene Ontology annotation, molecular function: NEDD8 activating enzyme activity. NCBI's taxonomy places the organism in Eukaryota, Fungi, Ascomycota, Sordariomycetes, Hypocreales, Nectriaceae. Gene Ontology annotation, cellular component: cytoplasm.
AUGGCCGAUGUCAUGAUCCAGACCCCUCCGGUACUUCAAGGUCCAUCAGAGAAGGAGCGGAAAUACGACCGCCAACUCCGACUUUGGGCUGCCUCGGGUCAGGCUGCUCUUGAGUCAGCCAAUAUUCUCCUCGUCAACUCCGGUGCUGGUACCGUCGGCGUUGAGACUCUCAAGAAUCUUGUUCUGCCAGGUAUUGGCCGUUUCACCAUUGCCGACCAGAAUGCUGUAACUCAUCAAGAUUUGGGUGUUAAUUUCUUCGUAGAUGAUAGCUGGCUGGGCAAGUCUAGAGCUGAAGCUUGCACCAACUUUCUAUUGGAACUUAACCCUGAAGUACAGGGUGAAUGGUAUCCUAAAACCCAGGAUGAAUCUUUCCACCUAGAUCACUUUCUCAGUAGCUCGCCAACGUUCACCAUGAUCUUAUAUGCUCUUCCUUUGCCUCAAGAUCAGGUUCAGCUAAUUCGGGAUUAUUCUCACCAACAUAAAAUUCCUACAAUUGCAGUUCAUUCUGUUGGAUACUACUCCUACUUCAAGACCACAUUACCUGGCACAUUUCCUAUCGUUGACACCCAUCCCGAUGAGACCGCCACUACAGAUCUGCGACUUCUAGCCCCUUGGCCCGAACUCCUUGAGUUUUCCCAGAGCAUGACUGAAAACAUAGACAACCUCGAUAGCCAUGAGCAUGGCCACUUGCCUAUGGUCGUCAUUCUCCUUCAUUAUCUAGAGCAAUGGAAACAAGCUCAUGGCGGCGCUUACCCCACCAGCUACGUCGACAAGACCAUAUUCCGCAAAACUGUCUCGGAAGCCAUGAGGACAGACAACCCUGAGGGAGGUGAAGAGAAUUUUGAAGAGGCUAUAGCUGCUGUGAUGAAACACGUCGUAAAGCCCUCCCUUCCUAGUUCUCUUCGACAAGUCUUUGACCAUGUCCACCAAGACCCUGAGGAGAUCACGUCGGGUUUCUGGGUCACCACAGAGGCUGUGAAAAGAUUCUAUGACGAACAUGGCCGUUUACCUGUCCCUGGAGGACUGCCUGACAUGAAGGCUCAAUCCAAUGUGUACAUCAAGCUACAAAACAUCUACAAAGAACGGGCUCGCCAGGAUGUUGCUCAAGUUCUGGAAACCGCCCGAAGUCUUCCUGGCGGUCAGGACGUGGAUCCCGAGCAGGUGGAGCUCUUUUGCAAGAAUGCUUCUUUUAUCAAGCUCAUUAAUGCCCCUAGAGACACGACUACCAGUCUCGAUAAGCUUGUCGAACAAGAGCUAGCAAACGACGAGAUGUCAGCCUUUGCUGGGCCUGAGAUGCCUCUAUCCCUAGUCCCACUGUACCUCGCCCUAUUAGCAACAUCAAAUACCAAGACUGCUUCUGCAAAUGAGAUUAUGGGUUUCAUUGGCAAGGCCGCACCGAAGGCCACGGAAAACGAACGAUACAAGAAGACUGCCCAAGAGGUCGAGCGCGCGGCCGGCGGCGAGCUUCACAACAUAUCAGCCCUCACCGGCGGCAUGGUCGCUCAAGAGAUGAUCAAGAUCAUCACCAAGCAAUAUGUGCCCAUCGACAAUACUUGUAUCUUCGACGGUAUCGACAGCCGCUGUCAAGUCCUCCGCCUGUAA